Colletotrichum chrysophilum is the source of this 198-nucleotide messenger RNA. RefSeq lists its product as uncharacterized. The transcript has 3 exons. Bases 1 to 198 code for a protein of 65 amino acids. NCBI's taxonomy places the organism in Eukaryota, Fungi, Ascomycota, Sordariomycetes, Glomerellales, Glomerellaceae. The record is from RefSeq and is a predicted model, not a curated record.
AUGACCCGCGGCAACCAGCGCGACAAGGCCCGUGAGGCGGCCCAGAAGAAGGCUGCCGGAGCGAAGACGAAGAACACCAUGAGCGGCACCGAGUUUGCGCGCGCCAAGGAGAGCGCUGCCGACAUCAUGAGGCAGAAGCAGGCCGCAUCUGAGGCCAAGAAGGCGGCUGCUGCUGCCGGGGGCGGCGGGAAGAAGUAA